Messenger RNA from Etheostoma cragini (Arkansas darter), 2385 nucleotides. RefSeq names its product transmembrane anterior posterior transformation 1a (gene tapt1a). The transcript is spliced from 15 exons. Bases 99 to 1892 code for a protein of 597 amino acids. Gene Ontology annotation, biological process: maintenance of protein localization in endoplasmic reticulum; positive regulation of cilium assembly. The record is from RefSeq and is a predicted model, not a curated record. Gene Ontology annotation, cellular component: ciliary basal body; endoplasmic reticulum membrane. Lineage: Eukaryota; Metazoa; Chordata; Actinopteri; Perciformes; Percidae.
AAUCAGUGUGAGAGUGGGACGGGCCAUGUCUUUCCUAUUCCUUCGCCGUCCUAGGAAAACAAUUUGGUGCUCAGGGAUAUUGGGCUGCCAAAGUAAAGAUGGCGGACUUGUCGGGGACCGAUCUGUCAGAGGAGCUAAAGAAAAGACAGAAAAGACCGUGGGGUGAUUUGCACAAGUCCGGUAAAAUCGGUAUAACUCCUGAACUGCCAGAAACGUUGGGAUUUUACGAUAUAAACUCUGUCAGGAGGGAGCAGCUGGAGCAUCCGGCAGAUCCGUCGUUGACUCGCUUCAUUAGCGCAGAGCUCACCAGAGGCUACUUCCUGGAACACAAUGAGGCAAAGUACACUGAGCGCAGAGAGCGAGUUUACACGUUCCUGCGCAUUCCCAAGGAGCUUGAGAAGCUGAUGACUUUUGGCUUCUUCCUAUGUGUGGAUGCAUUCCUGUACGUCUUCACUCUGCUGCCCCUCAGGGUGCUCUUGGCCGUGCUCCGCCUCCUCACCUUGCCAUGCUGUGGCUUAAGGGCACGCACAUGCCCCUACUGCAGGAGAAGCAGCGGGUCUCGGCUGCUGCAGCCGGCGCAGGUAUGUGACGUGCUGAAGGGUCUGAUCAUGGUGCUGUGCUUCUCCAUGAUGCAUUAUGUUGAUUACGCCAUGAUGUACCACCUGAUCAGAGGGCAGUCUGUCAUCAAACUCUACAUCAUCUACAACAUGUUGGAGGUGGCCGACCGCCUCUUCUCCUCCUUUGGCCAAGACAUCCUGGACGCUCUCUACUGGACAGCCACAGAACCCAAAGAACGGAAAAGAGACAGUAUCGGAGUCAUUCCUCACUUCUUCAUGGCUGUCUUUUACGUCUUCCUCCAUGCCAUCCUCAUUAUGGUCCAAGCUUCCACAAUGAACGUCGCCUUCAACUCACACAACAAGUCCCUGCUCACCAUCAUGAUGUCCAACAAUUUUGUGGAGAUCAAAGGUAGUGUGUUCAAGAAAUUUGAGAAGAACAACUUAUUCCAAAUGUCAAACAGUGAUAUCAAGGAACGGUUCACAAGCUACGUUCUCAUGCUCAUCGUUUGUCUAAGGAACAUGGAGCAGUUUGCAUGGAACCCGGACCACCUGUGGGUGUUGAUCCCUGAUGUCUUCAUGGUUGUCACCUCGGAAGUUGCUGUUGACUUCAUUAAACAUGCUUUCAUCACCAAAUUUAAUGACAUCACUGCAGAUGUGUACAGUGAAUACAGGGCCAGUUUGGCUUUUGAUCUUCUUAGUAGUCGACAGAAAAAUGCUUGUACAGACUACAGUGACUCAGUGGCCCGGAGGAUGGGCUUCAUCCCUCUGCCUUUGGCUGUUCUGCUCAUCCGAGUGGUAAUGAGUUCGAUUAAGGUGCAGGGAGCUCUUUCAUACACGUGUGUGUUCCUCUUUUAUCUUGGGCUGGUUACACUUAAAGUGUUAAACAGUAUUGUGCUGCUGGGGAAGUCGUGUGUUUACGUCAAAAGGGCCAACAUGGAGGACAAACUUUUUGAGAGGCCAUCCACCGCUCCAUCCUCCUCUGGGAAAACCCCCAACAAAGCUGACCAGGCCAGUUGUACCACACCUUCAGGUGAAUCUAAGAUGGAGCAGAACCCUGUCACACCCUGUAGCCCACCACCAUGUUCCUCCUUCUCUGUGACCACCCAGCCAACUCCCAGGAGUGACUUAUUUCCUCCCCUGCCCACUGAUCCGUCUCCUGCUACUCUAGCUACCCGCUCUCCAACGCCACCGCCUGAACCUAGACAGCCUGCACCUUCACUCUCCAAAGAAGAGGAGUGUGAGGCACAAGGAGCCUCUGAACUGAAGCACAGGACUCCCAAAAAAGACCUGCUGGAGAUUGACCGUUUCACAAUCUGUGGUAACCGCAUCGACUAACCAGCGGCAGCCGCUGAUGUAGCAAAUAACCACUCAGGAAAGACGGAGAGCAAAUGGCCCUUCAGCCCAGCUCUCUAGGCCAACAGCAGCAGAAAGCGGAGUAUUUAUUAAAGUCAGUGGCAAUACAGUAAGUUAUUGUGAACAUAGACGAUCCUGCCGUUGUUGAAGCUUGAAGUCGAGAAGUUUGGCAAAGAAAACUUCAGCUGGCUGAUAAACAACUGAAGAGAGAGCGAGAGUGUGGCAGCUCAAUAUUCUGAACUGUCAUGUUAGUGUGUGUGUGUGUGUGUGUGUGUGUGUGUGUGUGUGUGUGUGUGUGUGUGUGUGUGUGUGUGUGUGUGUGUGUGUGUGUGUGUGUGUGUGUGGAUCGUUAAGUAUUUGGUGUGUGUGUGCGAGAGAGAAAGAGAGAGAGAGAGAACACACAAGCACUUCCUGUCUGAGCAGCACUGGGACCAGAAAGAGAGAAACUUCUCAGUUUACUCAUUAGCCAAAAAAA